Molecule: messenger RNA, 1528 nt
Organism: Chaetomium fimeti
Lineage: Eukaryota; Fungi; Ascomycota; Sordariomycetes; Sordariales; Chaetomiaceae
Exons: 2
Coding region: 256-1356 (366 amino acids)
Source: RefSeq, a predicted model, not a curated record
CAUCACCCCCCGGCCUCGAUCACGUUCUGCCUUGCAAGGUCCGUGGGCAGCUCGGAAAUCAUAUAUAAACCGGCCUUCCGCCCCGUCGACAGCUUCCCACCUUCUUUUUGGUCUGAUCCCGUGUGUCCCGAACAAGCUUCCGACCUCAUCUCCUCUCCUCCUGCCACAACAACACAACCUCGCUGAACCAUCUUUCCACUGCUCUCGGAGCGUCACCAUUUCAGAUUACAAGCCUCGUGCACUUCGAAAACCGGAAUGGCGGGGAAUUCGAACCGCAGUUAUACCACCCAUGGCGGGUCAUCUAACCCCAUGGCGCCCGAGUCCGGGGCAGCCUCUCGACCUCCUGUCGUGCCCACUCCGGAAACUCAGGAUCUAUACAACAAGUGGCGGCAAGCUUAUGAGGAAACGCUCAAUGAAGAGUCCCUAAGAAAUGUCCAAAAUCUACACGGUGCUCAUCUCCAACUCCCGUCGUCGUCUCAAACGACAACGUCGCGAUCACCGUCCAACGCAAGCACCACGUAUUCGGUCUCGCAGGCGAUGGAUGGGAUGAAUGUUGGAGAUCUGCCGCAAAAGCAGAAACCCGGCCGCCGGGGCCCGUUGACGGGCGUGCAGCAGUUACGAGCAAACCUGAUGCGCAAGCUAGGCGCUUGUGCCGACUGUCGGGCACGCAGAGUCCCCUGCAAGAACCAUCAUAACUUUGCCCUCUUUGAAGAGGGGUACCAAGCCGCCAAACAAGAGACCAGGUCACUCGUUGACACGGCCCAGCAUGUCGAGACCACAACUCCGUACCAAGCACGUCUCGGUAACCCAUCCGACCUUGCCGGCGUCGGGGGCGGGCAGAGUGCCCUUGCCCACGGCCCUCAAGGCGCCGUGGAUGACGGCUAUCCAACGGACUUCGACCCAUUGCAAGACACCGAACCCGGUUCUCGACCGGAUCUGGACCCAAUUUUGGCUCUCCUUCAAGACGCACAGCUGCCCGUUUCGAACCCAGCCGAUCAGUACCGCCCGAUCCCACAAGUAACCCAGCAGCCCGAACUCGUGGCAAUCGGAAAACAGGUCGCCCCGUAUAGCAAAGAAUGGACGUGCUUUGGGGGGAUAACUUCAUGGAAUACUUCGCCGUCAAACGGCGCGCUCGAACCUUGCCGUGAGAAGCUCCCUGGCCUGCCAGCCCUGAACCUGCAUUUCGCCACCAGCCAUCAACCAGGGGUCUAUGGGCAGAGCUAUACAUGGGCUUGCGUCACUUGCCAAGUUCAAGUGUUAGAGAUUGGUGGUUUACGCUGGUGCGCUGCAUGCCAACAAAUCACAGAUUGGGAGAUGUGGUAUUGGGGCCAGGUGCCCAUGACAGAGCCUCCGUGAGGAGAAAGUAAAAAGAAAAUGACAGAGGAAAAAGAUACAAUACGUAAAAGAGAAUCGUAGAAGCAAAAAUAAUUGUAAAGCAGGUAAUGUAAUGUCUAGGUAGUCUUAGUAGCGAAGGAACAGCGGUUUUGUAAAAACAGAAAAGAAAUAGAAACCCUUUUUAAAGUUUGCC